AUGUCACGGGACGGGAGUUCUAACCCCGUGCGGCACCUAAGUCCCCCUUGGCCAGGGCCCCAAGGUCAGCCUCUCCCUAUCUGGCAAGCUUGCAUAAGCCCAUAUAUUAAGCAUCUUCGAGGUUUCUGGCACGAGUGGGGAACUUCCGAACCGUUACACAAAGCAUGGACAGGUGAAAUCCAUGGAAGAGUUGUUUGUGAUGUCUGUGGUGAUUCAUCCGUUGGACCUGAGGAUCAUAUCUUAGAAGGUGCUGAAGUGGUAGUUCUUUGCAUAACAAAUGAAGUUCUAAAUUACCAAGCAUUUACAAAUGCGAAGGGGAUAUAUACUGUAGCAGAGACCAUGUCCGAGAGUGACCGUUGGGAUUCAUGCUUGGCAAGACCUGUCAUUAGUUUCCAUGAGCACUGCACCCAUCUUGGGGAAGGAAGCACACGAGUGAAGUUCAAUUACAAUCAUUCAUCAGGUUGUUCUCACAACAUCAGACCAUUUGUCUAUUGACCUGCUGGUGUUCCUACUUACUGCAUCUAGAUGCUACAGUCAUCGUGUAUAUUAUAUUUCUGAAUUGUGCUGUACAGACUCUGGUAAUGGCUGGUAAAUUGGAACAUAGCCAUGUCUUUCAACCAGUUUGUGGAUUAUAAAAAGCCAUGAACCAUGGAUUACUGUUUUU
Messenger RNA from Hevea brasiliensis (rubber tree), 664 nucleotides. RefSeq lists its product as uncharacterized. The transcript has 3 exons. Bases 1 to 495 code for a protein of 164 amino acids. Lineage: Eukaryota; Viridiplantae; Streptophyta; Magnoliopsida; Malpighiales; Euphorbiaceae. The record is from RefSeq and is a predicted model, not a curated record.